Molecule: messenger RNA, 673 nt
Organism: Chinchilla lanigera (long-tailed chinchilla)
Lineage: Eukaryota; Metazoa; Chordata; Mammalia; Rodentia; Chinchillidae
Gene: Ccl16
Product: chemokine (C-C motif) ligand 16
Exons: 3
Coding region: 93-431 (112 amino acids)
Biological process (GO): monocyte chemotaxis; G protein-coupled receptor signaling pathway; positive regulation of ERK1 and ERK2 cascade
Cellular component (GO): extracellular region
Molecular function (GO): CCR chemokine receptor binding; chemokine activity
Source: RefSeq, a predicted model, not a curated record
AGAGAGCUGAGCCAUUGGAGUGUGGGUGACCGGCAGCAAGGUAGACACCUCCACUCAGCUCUCCGCCAAAGCUGCACUGCCCCACUGAGAGGAUGAAGGUGUCUGUGGCUGCCCUUUUUCUCUGCCUCCUCGUCCUCACCAUGACUUCUGCUUUUCGUAGCCAGCCAAAAAUUCCUGAGUCGGUGAACCCCGCACCCACCUGCUGCCUGAAGCAUAAUGGAAAAUCCUUGCCAAAGAAACUGGUGGUGGGAUACAGAGAGGCCCUCAACUGUGCCCUGCCAGCAAUCAUCUUUGUCACCAAAAAGAACCGAGAAGUCUGUGCCAACCCCAAUGACAAAUGGGUCCAAGAUUACAUCAAUGAUCCCACCAUACCUUUGUUGCCUCCCAAGAACUUGGCUUCAGUGACCAGAAAAGAGAAGGGCCGGCUCUAGCUCCCCAGCUCCCCGUGAUGAUCAGGCCUCCACGGAAGCUCAGGUUUGGUGGAGGAAGGAAUAAGCCUAUAAGAAGAACAUGAGUGCCAGGGCUAUAUAGCUCAGUGGCAUAAGUGCCUGCCUGGCAAGUACAAGGUCCUGAGUUCAAUGCCCGGUAUUAAAAAAAAAAAAAAAAAAGAACAUGAGCAGUCAUAGUCGGGGAAAUAAACCAAUGAUCAAAAAUAAAGGAAAAACAUUUUGAA